AUGACUAUCCCAACCUGGAAAUCAACCGUGCACAAGAAGCGCGCAGCUCAGCUGGCCGCCAUUCCACCUGAUUGGCGUCUCCCGGAGUCCAUCACUGCCGAUCCGCCACUCAAUGCUCUUGAGGCAAUCCGCUCUUGUGAUAUUCUCACGGAGAAAGAGCAGGAAUGGACGGAGAUUAAUGAUAGUACUGUGCUGCUUUCCAUGCUGGCGAACCGUGAGAUUAGCUCCGUUCAGCUUACGACGGCGUUCUGUAAGCGCGCGGCCGUCGCCCAGCAGCUUACCAAGUGCUUGACGGAGAUUUUCUUCGAUAGGGCGCUAGCACGGGCUAAGGAGCUCGAUGAUAUUUUGGAAAAGACAGGAAAGGUGACGGGGCCGUUGCAUGGGCUGCCGGUUUCAAUUAAGGAUCGGUUUGAUGUCGAGGGAUAUGAUACAACCGUUGGCUGGGUUGGGCUAGUGGGCAAACCCGCGCAAAGCUCCAGCAGUAUUGCCUUGUCGUUGGAGUCAAUGGGCGCAGUAUUGUAUGUCAAGACGAAUGUACCACAGUCUUUGAUGAUGUCUGAUUCCUACAACCAUGUGUUCGGACAAUCCAUCAAUGCCUUCAACAAACAACUCAUCUCCGGUGGGAGUUCCGGCGGCGAAGGCGCCCUCAUUGGCACGGGUGGCAGUGUCGUUGGUAUAGGGACAGAUAUCGGGGGCUCGAUUCGUAUCCCGGCCAAUUUGCAGGGUUUAUACUCAAUCUGUCCUACUACAGGUCGAGUGCCAUGGAACUGCUCGUUCAUGCACCAGCACUACCUUGUUCCUCCAGUCGCAGGACCCAUGGCCCGCAGUCUUUCCAGCAUUGAACAUUUCAUGCAAUCCCUCCUCGACUCCAAUCCUUGGAAUAUUGAUCCGGGCUGCAUCCCAAUUCCCUGGAGAAAGGAACUUGCAGCGAAGCCCACUGGUAAACUACGACUCGGAAUUGUCUACGACGACGGCGUGGUAAAACCACAGCCCCCAAUCGCCAGGGCAAUGCGCGAAGUUGCAAAGAAACUCAAAGAAGCUGGCCAUGAAGGGACAGAAAAAGAUGAGCUGACCAUCUCAGAACGCGAAGAGCUCGAAGAGACCAAAUGGGCCUACCAAACCAGCUUCCUCCAGCAAUGGACAUCAAGCAACAUCGACGCCCUCCUCAUGCCCGUCACGCCCUGGGUCGGCUACCGGCCAAAAUCCUGGGUCGUCAGCUCCCAGUGGCUCGGCUACACGGCUCUCUGGAACUUGCUCAACUACGCGGCUGUUACUGUUCCGGUGGCUAAAGUGGAUGGAGCACUUGAUCAGCCGGAUCAGGAGUGGUUGGAGCAUGUGCCUAGGAAUGACUCGGAUCGGUUUAAUUGGGAACAGUAUGAUCCCGACCUGGUCAAAGACAUGCCCAUCACUGUACAAAUCGUCGGAGGCCGCUUUGGCGAAGAAAAGGCCGUUUCGGUAGCCAAGGUAGUAGAUGAGGUUUUGCAGGAGCCCUAG
Molecule: messenger RNA, 1494 nt
Organism: Aspergillus niger
Lineage: Eukaryota; Fungi; Ascomycota; Eurotiomycetes; Eurotiales; Aspergillaceae
Exons: 7
Coding region: 1-1494 (497 amino acids)
Source: RefSeq, a predicted model, not a curated record